AUGCUGCGGAGCAUCUACAACCAGGAGUUCCGGGGCAGGACUGAUACAAAAACACCCAACUUCUCCUACAUCUUGUACGCGCUGAGGGUGACCCACCGGGCGCAGGUGCAUGGGGAGUCAGUGCGCUUCAAGAAGGAGAAGAGGCGUGUGGUAGUGGCAGACCAGUACCGGAGACCCAGGGUGAAUGCAGAGGCAUUGGCGUCUGCAUCUGCCUCAGGGCAGCAGCCCAGCUCCAGUCCUCAAGUGCCCCAGAGCCAUGCCAAGAAGUGGGCUGAGUUCAUCCGUGGGAAGCACGGGGUAGACAUCGUCUCGGAGCACGACCAGGGCAACGGGCACAUCCGCUUCCCGGUGGUGCUCAGCGAGCCCCGGACGGUCACUGUCCUGGUGCAGAACCAUGGGGUGGAGGCCGUGACACUGCGGCAGUGCCAGCCACAGCAGCAGUCGCGGGAACUCUCCUUCGCGGACGAGCAAGGGGCGACACAGGGCCAAUCCCUGCUGCUGCACCCAGGCGGCACGUACCCCAUCCAGGUGCGGUGCCUGACCACCCGCAAUGGGUGCUUCCGUGCCGUGGUGGUCUUCAAGUUCACCAAGGAGCCGGAUGAGCCCUUCAGCAUCUGGCGCCACGUUGCUGCCAUCGCUGAGAGCCAGCUGGCCAAGGACCUGGGGCCCUCAGCACCUUUCCAGCCUUACCAGGCCAGCCUCCAGCGCCCUGUCACCGUCAUCACCGAGGAUGGCAUCCCCCCUGACAGCUCCCUGAAAAAUGAACUGGAAAGGGAAAUCCCUCUGGGCACCUACCAGUACCCAAAGAGCCUCAAGGACACGAUCCUGCUCGGACCCAAUGCCCGUGCCAGCUCCAGCUGGGCUGCCAUGCGGUCGCUGCUGGAGGCCCCCCUGCUUGCUGAGAACUACCAGGAGAAGUUCCAGCUGCUGCUGCACCUGGAGGAGAUCCAGAUGGAGGUGGACAUCCGGCGCUACGACAUGCAGGACGUGCCCAUGGUGCAGGACAGGGCGCUGCUGGUCCUCAACGUGCCUGGCGUGGCCGAGAACCGCCCAUCCGUACUGAAGGGGGACCACCUCUUUGCCCACCUGAGCAGUGAGCGAGACUGCUCCCCGCUCGUCCAGUACAAGGGCUAUGUGCAUGGUGUGGAGCUGGAGAAGGUCAGGCUGGGCUUCUCCUCCAAGCUGCAGAAGAAGUUUGUGAACAACCUGAGGUUUGACGUGACCUUCACCUUCAGCCGGCUGCCGCUGCGGGUCCCGCAUCGGGCUGCAGCCCUGGCCAUGCAGCGCGGCUUGUCCAGCCUCCUCUUCCCCUCCGCCUCGUGCCAGAAGUCCCUCUUCACAGGCACCUUCCAGCCCCGGUGGUUCGACCGCAAGCUGCUGGCGAACGAGGGGCAGUGCAGAGCCGUGACGCACAUCGUGACGGGGAUGUCCAGACCAGCUCCAUACCUCAUCUUCGGCCCCCCUGGGACUGGCAAGACAGUCACCGUGGUGGAAGCCAUCAAGCAGGUAUGGACAUGCUUCAAGGAUGCCCGGAUCUUGGCCUGUGCCCCUUCCAACAGUGCCACAGACCUGCUGUGUCAGCGCCUCAUCAAGGACAUCGCCCCCCGGUAUGUCUACAGGCUCAUCGCCAGCUCCAGGAACUACCAGGAGGUACCUGCUGAUAUCAGGCCCUGCUGCAACUGGGACGAUGAGCAGAGCUGCUAUGUGUACCUGAGCAAGGAGCACCUGGGGCGCUACCGGAUCCUCAUCACCACGCUGGUGACAGCGGGAAGGCUGGCAUCAGCCAACUUCCCCCCAGGGUUUUUCUCCCACGUCUUCAUCGAUGAGUGUGGCCAGGCGGUAGAGCCAGAGAGCGUGGUCGCCAUCGCAGGGCUCCUGACUGCCAUGGACCAGAAGACCAACCCCAACGGGGGGCAGCUGGUGCUGGCAGGAGACCCCCAGCAGCUGGGCCCCGUCCUGAGGUCACCGCUGGCCAUCGAGCAUGGCUUGGGCACCUCGCUGCUAGAGAGGCUGAUGCUCCACAACCCCCUGUACAAGAAGUCGAGUGGAGGAUACAACCCACAGUUCGUCACCAAACUGCUCUGGAACUACAGGUCCCACGAGGCCAUCCUCAGGAUCCCCAACGAGCUCUUCUACGACAGCGAGCUGAAGGCCUGCGAGAGUGACGAGCUCGACGUCCGGAGUCUGUAUUGUGCCUGGGACGAGCUUCCCAAAAAAGGCUUCCCCAUCAUCUUCCACGGGGUUUGCGGAGAAGACCAGAGAGAGGCCAAGAGCCCCUCAUUCUUCAACACGGCUGAGAUCGAGGUGCUGGUCCAGUACCUCAAGAAGCUGCUGCAGAGCCGGGGCAAGGGGGGCUGCCCCAGCGUCUCGCCCAAGGAGGUCGGCAUCAUCUCUCCCUACAGGAAGCAGGUGGAGAAGAUCCGGAAAGCCAUCACCUCCCUGGACCCUGUCCUGCGGACACUGCCAGACAUCAGCCUGCUGAAGGUGGGCUCUGUGGAGGAGUUCCAGGGCCAGGAGCGACGCGUCAUCCUCAUCUCCACCGUGCGCAGCUGCAGCGAGUACCUCCAGCUCGACCAGACCUUCAGGCUGGGCUUCCUCAAGAACCCCAAGAGGCUCAACGUGGCCAUCACCAGGGCCAAGGCUCUGCUGAUCGUGGUGGGUAACCCGGCCGUGCUCAGCAAGGACCAACACUGGCAGAGGUUCCUCAGGUACUGCAGGGAGGAGGGCGGCUACACGGGCUACCCCUACGAGGACGAGAGCCCGGCAGAGGAUGGCCUCGCCGCCGACCUCCACGCACUGCACCUCAGCAAUUAGCUACCAGGAAACCCACCUGGGAAAGGAAGAGAAGCCCUGUGGAGCUCCAGCAUCCCUCAGCCUGCCCCUGGCCUGCAGCAGCCGCUUGCUUUCCC
Molecule: messenger RNA, 2909 nt
Organism: Pygoscelis adeliae (Adelie penguin)
Lineage: Eukaryota; Metazoa; Chordata; Aves; Sphenisciformes; Spheniscidae
Gene: MOV10
Product: Mov10 RISC complex RNA helicase
Exons: 22
Coding region: 1-2814 (937 amino acids)
Molecular function (GO): 5'-3' RNA helicase activity; RNA binding
Source: RefSeq, a predicted model, not a curated record